AUGGCCGCAGUUGCAUCUAUCCUUGCUAUUGGGGCUGUAAUCUUAGAAGAUAUUAGAUCUAAGAGAUUAUUACGUAGAGAACCUCAUGUUAAUCAAGAGUAUGAAAGAGGGAUUUAUAUGGAUAGUAUUCUUUAUGGAAGCAAGCAAGAUUGUAUUGAUCAAAUAAGAAUGAGUCCUACAGCUUUCUUUGAAUUAUGUAAAAUUCUUGCUGACAACAACCUCAUACGUGAAACCAUUAACAUGUCUAUUAAGGAACAAGUGUUGAUGUUUUUACACAUUAUUGGACAUAAUGUGAGGUUUCGAGUGGAUUGUGUUGGAGCAAUAGAUGGAACUCAUGUUCGGGCAUCUGUUCCAAUCGAAAUCCAAGGAAGGUUUCGUGGUCGAAAAGAGCGAACAACACAAAAUGUGUUAGCUGGCAUUAUCUUUGACUUAAAAUUCACAUAUGUAUUAGCUGGCUGGGAAGGAAGUGCACAUGAUUCCCGUGUUUUGAACGAUGCACUCACUGGGCCAGAGGGAUUCAAAAUUCCUGAAGGUAAGUAUUAUCUUGGUGAUGCUGGUUAUGGAACUCGAAAUGGAAUUAUCUCCCCCUAUCGUGGUGUUCGGUACCAUUUGAAAGAAUUUGAACCUUUUUGGUCAUUCCCGACACAAGUGGAUGUAGUAUUAGCAUGUUGUGUCAUUCACAAUCACAUUAUGGGUGUUGAUCCUAAUGACUCAAUUAUGGAAGAGGUUGUUCGUGAUGUUGGAUCUCAAAAUCAAAGUGCAAUGGGCAAAAACAAGGAGAAAGACACUAAAAACAAGCAAUUUAGGUGGUCAAAACCAAUGCACACUUUAUUACUUGAAAUUCUUGCUAAUGAAGCUGUUAAAGGAAAUAAGCCUUCAAACACAUUCAAACCUGCAUCAUUUGCACUAGUUGCCAGGUCAAUUAAUGAGAAAUUUGGAGUAGAAUGUGCAUCUGAUCAUGUUGAGAACCGCCUUCGAACCAUCAGAAACAUGUGGACUAGCAUCAACACCCUACAGUGGGAAGAGUGGCUUUGGAUGGGAUGA
Alnus glutinosa is the source of this 1044-nucleotide messenger RNA. RefSeq lists its product as uncharacterized. The record is from RefSeq and is a predicted model, not a curated record. The transcript is spliced from 5 exons. The coding region runs from base 1 to 1044 and encodes 347 amino acids. NCBI's taxonomy places the organism in Eukaryota, Viridiplantae, Streptophyta, Magnoliopsida, Fagales, Betulaceae.